This is a messenger RNA of Tigriopus californicus, 2548 nucleotides long. RefSeq lists its product as uncharacterized. Lineage: Eukaryota; Metazoa; Arthropoda; Copepoda; Harpacticoida; Harpacticidae. Bases 706 to 1566 code for a protein of 286 amino acids. The record is from RefSeq and is a predicted model, not a curated record. The transcript has 5 exons.
GCCCUCCAAAAAGGGACCGUCUAAGUGAUGCCUGAAAGAUGAGAAGGCCAACUUACACAGGAACGAAGAAGAGAGGCAAGACCAAAGAAGGAACCGAACGAAUGAAGCACCGACGAUUCUUUCCAAGAGAGGAAAUGAAGGCCUGUUCCAAUGCUCCAUGCUUGACAACCCCGCUGCUGAUGUGCGAGGGAAUAGUGGCUUGAGUUCGUUGAAGGCGCUUGUUCGCCCUCUCCCUUUCCCCGAGGAAGUAAAGCCAUCGCCGAGUGCAAGAACACAUCAUAUGCAUCCGUUCGAGCGAUCAUUGGGCUUCUCCGCUCAGUUGGGUCGCUCGCUUGAUCGUUGGAACAUCAUCAUUAGAGUAAUCAUAAUAAUAAGGCAAUGGACUAUGUUCCCGUCACAUUUGAACGUGUAGCCACGCUUUUACUUGACAGGUGGUGGCGGUGGUGGUAGUGUAUGUAGUGGUGAACACGAUUGCAGACCUGGACAAACAUGUCUCUCUUGAGACUCCAAAGCUCUUCCAGUCCCACACGGUUUAAAACAUGUGGAAAGACCUCGAUGUGACAAGUGUUCCAUGUCGCCCACCAACCGAGACUCGCAUGUGCUUAGAUUAGUCAAGCACCGCCAACAUCUCGGGAAUGGCCCAAGAGUCUUCGUGUGGAACCCUUGGAAGAUCUCUGAACCUCUAGCAUCCGCCUGGCUGAAGUCAUGACCGAGAGCGUUGAGCCAGUGGACAACAUUGACUCGCAACAGUUCACCCCCAAUCCCUUCAUGAUGAUUGCACGGCCAAGAUUGUCGUCACCCGUUGACUUAACCACCCAGAACGAGACGCAGUCGGCUGUGCCGGGUUUCAGCCCCGACGAGCUAUUCGCUUUGUCCAAAGUGACCACAGCCAGGCCCACCAUUGUCAUCUACCCCACGAUUCCCCCAGAAACUGUGAUAAUCCCGAUAGUCUGUUCCAUCAUCAUCUUUCCGAUCCUCGUGGCCGCUAUCAUUUGUUUCCUUCGACAUUACAACCGAAGGGCUCGGGCCAAAGACAAAUUCAGAUCGGCGUACCAACAAGGAGCAGCUGGCCUCUUCUCCCUCGCCAACAAAAUUGGAACCUCAAAAACCGUGGGACGAAGCAAGGACUCAGAUUCUGAGCGAAUGAAGGUCCCAACCAAUCGGUUUGGAUGCAUGCCAGAACUCGGCCUGGACACUGUUGUAGAACGUGAGGAAGAUGACGAUGAUGACGAGGAUGAGGAGCAGAGUUCAAGCCUCGCCAAUGCCAUCGAGCUAUUGGACCAAGAGAAUCGAAAGAAAUCCGUGUCCAACGAGGUACCUGUAUCUGCCAGCGUGGCCAUCAAGCACAGAAAUGGCCACGAUUUGCCUCAGGUGAUCCUCGAGACAUCUUCCAUAAGCCAGCCCGAAGUGAAAAUUUCAGUCCCCAGCCCAUCCGGUCGGACUGUGGUACUGACAACCAUGACUGAUGCCAACGGGAGUGCCAGUGUUGUGACAGGAAUUCGGCCCUCAGCCGAUUCAGCCGGGUUUACCUCAGGGAGCCCUGUUGGCAAUCAUGGAAACUCCUGACAUCACGCCCGGGUUGAGAAACCCCCGGUAGAGUCAAGCCAGACGGCGAGUCCGGAUCCAUUUGGCACAAAUAGCACCGACGACGAUGAAAUUCUCACAUGCCAAGUUUAUCAUGUCUGAUGGCUGAAGUGCGAGUUCAAAGUACAACAGCACACAUGGACAUCAGAGGGGAUGAAAUGGGAGUGGGAGCCGAGAGAGUGAUAAAUUAGGCGCUUCACUCGGCAUUGAGGCAAAUCUCAAGGGGAUCACGGCUGCCACAGAACUCGGGAGUCGGAUGAUUAAGCAAGUGCUGGAAAAGAGUGGUGUAUCAACUUUCCUGAAGCCUUAUGUCUCGCUGACACACAAAGCUUGGGCGGGAAUGUGGCUUUUUGUGUCUUCCCUCUGUUAACUUUUGCCUCCAAGCUGAGCUCAAGCCCAAAAGUUGGAGCCUCCUUAUUUGCUACGACUUUGGAUUUUCUUCCUCGACAUCCCGACAUCCCAGCCAAGUCAGGAAGUUGAAUGAAGACCAAGAUCGCGGCAGAAUCCCUCAUUUCCACAAGAAGUGGAAGGCGAAGACGACGACGCAGAAAAAGAAAACGCUUUCACGGCUGGAUUUCCGAUUCGCUCCCGGUUUUUUUUUGUAACAGUCUGGGGCGACUGCCAAUCGACAAGAACCGGUUCCUCCAGAUGGGAUAGUGUCUCUGUAAAAGGGGAAUCAAAUUGUCACGAAGCUGUGAACGACCUGGUAGCAGCGGGCUGACUGUCCAACUGGCUGCCUCCGACAUGUGCUACAAAUCCCGAGGAAGUAAUUUGUUUCGCAGUGACAUCUUUACGGGUUCCAUUAACUCCUAAAACAGUGGAGAGGCCUCGUUGGGGCUGUUUGACAGUGAGUGACCUGUUACCUUGGUGACCUCGGCCAAUAAAAUGGACGAGGCUCGACACAGCAUUUAUGCCUUCGUCAUUCCCCAUGUUACUUUCAACCAAUAAAAAAGAGCUAUGAGAA